AUGGAAUCACGAAGUGCGCCGCCAAGCCCCGACGAGUCCGGGGAGGCGGUGUACGACAAUCGUUGUGGACGUUAUCCACAUACAACUGCUACUCUUCAGCGAACGUUUGCGAGCUGUCGCGAGACAACACGACCUCGCCCUCAUCACCGUCACGCAGCUUCGGAGCCUGCGCGUCCAGACGACCGCGUGCUUACCACGGCACAGGUACACGACUACCCGUCAUCGGAGUCGGGCAUCGCUGCCGACUGUCCACAUCCUCAUGCCAGUAACGCUGACGACAGUCCUUCUUACGAUCGAUCAGACUACGAAGGGAAUUCCAGUUACAGUUUAAGACACACUCCCGAUUAUCAUCACACACUAGAUUGUAAACAUCGACCAAUUGAUUAUAAUCGAAGCCAUACCCCAGAUUAUAAUCACGGACACGGAUCAGACUGCGAUCGCGCUCACGCUCGAUCUCAAACAUCUCGUCGGCCACAUAGAAAACACAGGCGAGAGGAGGAUGAUGGCGCACAGUCACUUGAUGAACGAUGUGCCAGAGACUUAGACGAAAUCCUGCCAGUAAGACUGGCCGCCGUAAAUUUGUCUAGGGAACCACCUCCUCAGACAUGGAAUAGGAGUAAUAUCGCUGCUACAAUGGAACGAUUUGAGCCAGUCGAUUAUUCUUACGCUUAUUAUGAUCACCAUUUAUCGAUGCCUUCGUCAUCAAGAAAGGUGAAUCGUCAACGAGGAAGAGGUGGGAUACCACGAGAUCGAUCAUCACGCCAUAAUUAUGUUACGAGGUACGGCACAGAAGAAAACAUUUAUGAAGAAAUCACGGACGGCUCUAGAACAUGUCCAAAGCAUCGAUACGCGCCACGCCAAUCACUGGUUUCUCUAGAUAGAAGUGUAGUCGAAGAGGAAGUUCGUCGUGUUGAAUCGCGACACAAACGAAUAUUAGGAGAAUUAAAUCUUAGUGUCGAGGCAAUGCUCAUGCCGGAAUGUGAAUCCCCGGAUUCAGAGCGUGCAGAAGACAGAGACAACAUCGAGGAACUGUUGAGAGUUGGGCCAACGGAUGAACUACUUUCACCGGCAAGUUGUAAUCCACCAGACUUAGAUAGCGGGUUUAGUGGAAGCAGUAGCGGAGCGAGUUAUGUCGGAAGUUUGCGUCGUAAACCAACAGGUUCAGUACCUCACUUGCCUGCUGUGGCGUACGGCACACGAGGAGCGGGCGUAAGAAUUUUAGGCGCCGAAGAGUGUGGCCUACGCUGUCCAAAAGAUGUUCCGUCACCACGUAGCUCGAGCUGUGGUGACGCCAAGACUAGCGGGUUUUGGAAUAAAAAAGCCUGGAAGAAAAUAUCAGGUUUCUCUAGUUCCAACAGCAUCAAUAAAGCUGGAUUAACUGGUCUGCUCGUUAGGUACACUUUCCGGCGUAAGUCCGGCUCGCAGGGCUCUCAGGGCAAGCGGCGUGCCGAGCCCGUCAAAUGCGAUGCGUGCCUCUCACAACGAUAUGACGCGUGUAGGCCAAGCAGAGCUAAAUCCAGAACGACCACUAUUCCAUACAGCUACUCCAACGGAAAACUGGUGGUGCCAUUGGAUUCCCUAGCACAAAGCUGA
Molecule: messenger RNA, 1593 nt
Organism: Arctia plantaginis
Lineage: Eukaryota; Metazoa; Arthropoda; Insecta; Lepidoptera; Erebidae
Source: the annotation of a GenBank genome assembly